CCUGCUGCGUCCUCCGCCCCUCGCCCCUCGCCCCUCGCCCCUCGCCCCUCGCCGACUCCCGCUCCCCCACGUCCGCCAUGCUGGCCCCGCGCUGCGGCCACCGCUUGCUCGGCCUGCUCCCCGGCCCGCGCUGGACGCCGCUGCGCCUCCCGGCAACCCGCGCCUGCAGCGGCGACGGUGGCCGCGACUCGUCGGCUUCGUCCACGGGGAACCCGCUGGUGUACCUGGACGUGGACGCUGACGGGCAGCGGCUCGGCCGCGUGGUGCUGGAGCUGAAGGCCGAUGUGGUUCCCAAGACAGCAGAGAACUUCCGAGCCCUGUGCACCGGCGAGAAGGGCUUCGGCUACAAAGGGUCUACCUUUCACAGGGUGAUCCCGUCCUUCAUGUGCCAGGCCGGCGACUUCACCAAUCACAAUGGCACAGGUGGCAAGUCCAUCUACGGGAGCCGCUUUCCCGAUGAGAACUUCACACUGAAGCAUGUGGGGCCAGGUGUCCUGUCUAUGGCCAACGCAGGCCCCAACACCAAUGGCUCCCAGUUCUUCAUCUGCACCAUAAAGACAGACUGGCUGGACGGCAAGCACGUGGUAUUCGGCCACGUCAAGGAGGGCAUGGAAGUGGUAAAGAAGAUUGAGGCUCUGGGCUCCAGGAGUGGCAAGACCUCCAAGAAGAUUGUCAUCACGGACUGUGGCCAGCUGAGCUAACCCUCAGCCUCUGGCCGCCGACACAGUCACA
Ochotona princeps (American pika) is the source of this 732-nucleotide messenger RNA. It is a transcript of the gene PPIF, whose product is annotated as peptidylprolyl isomerase F. The transcript is spliced from 6 exons. Gene Ontology annotation, molecular function: peptidyl-prolyl cis-trans isomerase activity. Bases 78 to 701 code for a protein of 207 amino acids. NCBI's taxonomy places the organism in Eukaryota, Metazoa, Chordata, Mammalia, Lagomorpha, Ochotonidae. Gene Ontology annotation, biological process: regulation of mitochondrial membrane permeability involved in programmed necrotic cell death; protein folding; protein peptidyl-prolyl isomerization. The record is from RefSeq and is a predicted model, not a curated record. Gene Ontology annotation, cellular component: mitochondrion.